Messenger RNA from Artibeus jamaicensis (Jamaican fruit-eating bat), 1899 nucleotides. It is a transcript of the gene DEUP1, whose product is annotated as deuterosome assembly protein 1. NCBI's taxonomy places the organism in Eukaryota, Metazoa, Chordata, Mammalia, Chiroptera, Phyllostomidae. The transcript is spliced from 14 exons. Gene Ontology annotation, cellular component: centriole; deuterosome. Bases 64 to 1899 code for a protein of 611 amino acids. Gene Ontology annotation, biological process: de novo centriole assembly involved in multi-ciliated epithelial cell differentiation; centriole replication. The record is from RefSeq and is a predicted model, not a curated record.
CAGACCUCUCCAGGGAGUGCGGUGCUGUGCGGCGCAGGUUAAAAAUCAAGAAAUAUAAACCAGAUGCAGCAGUUUUUCGACAUGGAGAACCAAGCCCAUACUACAGUGGGAACUUCUCCUUGUGAGGCUGAGCUUCAGGAAUUGAUGGAACAAAUUGACAUCAUGGUAAAUAACAAAAAAUUGGACUGGGAAAGGAAGAUGCGGGCUUUGGAAACAAGAUUAGAUCUUCGGGAUCAAGAGUUGGCAAAUGCACAAACUUGUCUGGAUCAAAAGGGUCAAGAGGUGGGAUUACUUAGACAGAAGUUGGACAGUCUGGAAAAAUGUAACUUAGCAAUGACUCAGAAUUAUGAAGGACAACUACAAACCCUAAAAGCUCAAUUUUCCAAACUAACUAAUAGCUUUGAAAAACUGAGAUUACACCAGAUGAAACAAAAUAAAUUUCGGCGAAAAGAGUUACCACACCUAAAAGAAGACAUACCCUUUGAACCGAGCAAUCUGAACCAGAAACUAGAGGAAUUUAGGGCAAAGUCCAGAGAAUGGGACAAGCAAGAGAUACUGUAUCAGACUCAUCUGGUUUCUUUAGAUGCUCAACAGAAAGUAUUGUCUGAGAAGUGUAAUCAAUUUCAGAGACAGGCACAAAGUUACCAAACUCAGCUAAGUGGUAAAAAACAGUGCAUAGAAGAAGACAGCAGCUCUGACAUUCCUCAGCUGACAUGCGAAUUAGAUCCUAGUUAUGAAACCAGUGAGAGAGAUGAGUUCAUUAUUGAAAAAUUAAAGUCAGCUGUGAGUGAAAUGGCGCUAAGCCGGAAUAAGUUACAAGAUGAAAAUCAGAAGCUCUUACAGGAACUGAAAAUGUACCAAAGACAGUGCCAGGCCAUGGAAGCAGGACUCUCAGAGGUGAAAAGUGAGUUACAGUCACGUGAUGAUCUCUUGAGGAUUAUAGAAAUGGAACGAUUGCAGUUGCACAGGGAAUUACUAAAAAUAGGAGAAUACCAAAAUGCUCAAGAAAAUAAAAAAAGAUUUGAAUCCCCUUAUUCGCCUUAUAUUAAAGAACCAGAAAGGAAAAAGCAAGGGCUGCUUUCAGUGACCCCAGAUCAACCAAAUCAUGAAAAAGAAUUGAAUAAGAUACGAAGCCAUCUCUGUGAGGAGGACGAGGACCACAGCUCUGCGCAGGAAAGAAUGAGGAAUGAAAUCUCUGACCUCACGGAGGAGCUUCAUCAGAAGGAGAUCACUAUAGCAACAAUCAUGAGGAGAGCUGCCCUUUUGGAGAGACAGUUAAAAAUGGAGUUAGAAAUAAAAGAAAAAAUGUUAGCAAAACAUCAGGUCUCAGAUAUAAGAUAUAAAACUGUCAGAGCUGAAAAUGCACACCUAAAAGGAAUGAUGGGAGAUUUAGACCCUGGACGGUACAUGAGCAUGGACUGCACUAACAGGGAACACUCAAGGCACACCUCUGUUAACAAAUUGGAGUAUGAAAAUGAAAGGCUCCGAAGUGAUCUUGCAAAACUUCAUGCCAAUGGAAAAUCAGCAUGGGGUAAUCACAAGACCUACGAAGAACCAGGACAGUAUGCCUAUCAAAACAAAAUAAAAAUGGGAAAAAAUGAACGCAGACUCAACCAAGACUGUGAGCCAAGUGGGAGCACAACGCCUCCGUGGCCACCUUUACCACUUCAAAUGAAAGAAAUGACAAGUCCUCUGGUUAGCGAUGAAGAAGUAUUCCCGCUGUCUCCCCCAGACAUGUCCUUCCCAGCUUCCUUGGCUGCACAGCAUUUCCUUCUGGAGGAAGAGAGGCGUGCAAAAGAACUGGAGAAACUUCUGAACACACAUAUUGAUGAGCUGCAAAGACAUACAGAAUUUACUCUUAAUAAAUACACCAAGCUAAAACAAAAUAGGCACAUAUGA